AUGUUUAGCGGACAAGAGACGUUUUGGAAACAAAAAGCUUGGGUACGAUGGUUGAAGGAGGGAGAGUCGAACACUCGGUUUUUCCAUACUGCCUUGCUGGACAAGUACGCCCGUCUCACAAUUCGCUGGAUCAAAGAUUCACAUGGAUAUCUACUCAAGGAGGAAGCAGCAAUCGGUCAAGAGGCAGUUGAAUACUUCAAAGAUUUGCUCUCUGUCCAUCAAGGAUCCAAUGCUGAGGUGGUGAUGGAGGAGCUAUUGGCUAUAAUCCCUCCACGGGUCAUACAACAACAAAACGCAGAACUCACACAGGAGGCGGUUAGGGACUUCUUUUGUGACAUCCCCAUCCCAAAAGGUGUUGCCAACACCUCAAUUGUGUUACUCCCAAAAAAUGAGCAACCGUCAACCUUCACGGACUUUAGACCAAUAAGCCUUUGUACCUUCUUCAACAAAAUCUUCACCAAGGUCCUAAGCACUAGAAUGAAACCGCUUAUGCUGGAACUAAUCUCCCCUGAACAAUCUGCUUUCGUGCAAGGGCAGGAAAUAUCUGAUAACAUUCUCCUGGCCCUGGAGAUGUUGGGAUCGAUUGACAAAAAAGUACGGGGACACAACAUGGUUCUAAAAGUAGACAUAAUGAAAGCCUUCGAUAGUGUCUCUUGGCGGUUCCUUUCCAUGUUGCUAUGCAAAUUUGGCUUUAGCCUUUGGUUUACGUCCUUGGUAAUGAACAACAUUAGAGGAGCAUUGUUCUCAGUACUGAUAAAUGGUAAACAGCUUGGUUUCUUCCAAAGUGCAUGGGGGAUUAAGCAAGGGGACCCUUUCUCCUCCUCCUUAUUUUUACUGGUUGCAGAGGCUUUGAGCCACAGGGCUAAAGGGCCUACUAUCAUUAGCCAAGCUUUUGCCAUUUAG
Molecule: messenger RNA, 903 nt
Organism: Coffea eugenioides
Lineage: Eukaryota; Viridiplantae; Streptophyta; Magnoliopsida; Gentianales; Rubiaceae
Exons: 2
Coding region: 1-903 (300 amino acids)
Source: RefSeq, a predicted model, not a curated record